Messenger RNA from Polypterus senegalus (gray bichir), 3145 nucleotides. RefSeq names its product zinc finger protein 184-like. The transcript is spliced from 2 exons. NCBI's taxonomy places the organism in Eukaryota, Metazoa, Chordata, Cladistia, Polypteriformes, Polypteridae. The record is from RefSeq and is a predicted model, not a curated record. The coding region runs from base 42 to 1448 and encodes 468 amino acids.
UGGACCCGCCCACUUGGUGACAAGUCCAAGUGGCUUCCAACAUGGCUGAAAGCAAACCGUGUGAUAAGGUGAACGGGAUCUCUGCCUGCGAAAUGAAAUGGCAACUCAUCUCGGGUGUAGGGAAUACCGUUAGAGCGACAUCACAGGUCCUGAUGUGUGAACUUGCUAAAGAGCUUCGUUGCUUGCAAAUUCCACCGCCUUUGGAAAGCCGGGAAGAACACGAGAGCCACGUGUCCCAAGUCAUAGAUAAAAUAGUGAAUGCUUCCGCCGAGAUCAUCUUGUGCGAAUUUCUUAGCUUUGUUGAGAACCUGUUUGAAGAUCUUCCCUCCAGGGUAUGUAAAUAUAAAAUGGAGAUCAAGCGACUAAACGAAGUCCUGAACGGUCUUCAAAAUGUACGUGAACCAGUGCGGAAACGUGCCCGUAGCGAAGCCGCCCGGGACCGCGGAGUCGAGGGCUUACUUGGUGUGCAGCAGCAAGGGGACGAGGCUGGCAGGGAGAAGAGCACAGGAGAAGAGCAGACUGCAGAGGGAGACGACAGACAUUAUCUGAUGAUUGUUACUCAGCGUUUGCUGAUGUUAAGAAGAAUGUGUGACACCGGCAUAAAUAGUGGAGGUAACCCGGGACCUGUAGCUUACACUGAAGAAUCAAAAGCUCUUGCUGAAGCAGGAAUCCUCAAGAAGGGCGAAUGUCCAAGUUACCCAGGGCCCAUUCAUUCAGAUUCUUCUAAAGAUGGAGAGGACACAUCUAAACAGAAUUCCUGCCAGGAGAAAAACCAGAACUCUCCUGAAUACCCGCAUAACAAAAUAAACCAAACGGAAAUUGUGACAGAUGACCUCUCCGAGCAAGCACCUGCUAAAAUGGAGGUGAACCCUGCUGAGUAUACGGCAGUCCACACAGCUGACAACAGCCAUGGGCAGAGGGGUGUACAUGUUAAGACUGAUGUGGGUGAGGUGGACGUUGCGCCUCAUCAGAAUAUAAACCCAGAAGGGUCUGAUGUGUGCGUAGAGGAAGGACUAUUGGGAGAGGGUCACCAAACCUCAGGUGUGAAAAAGGGGGACGAGAAAUGUGAUCAGAAGUGCAUAAAGUGUGGGAGAAUAUGUGGGUCUGCGAUACCACUAAGUAAGUAUCUCCCUGAAAGAAGCCAGCAAAGCUCCUCUGUUAAAAAGGACAGAUGUGUUGUUGGCACUAAAAUAGCAGCUAAGAAAAAAGUUAAAAAACCAGUUAAGAUGGAAAGCACAGAGUUAGUUAGUUGUGAUAAAUGUAACAUUCUCAUCCCUGGAGUCAGUCGUUUGAAGAAUCACCAGAAAUAUCACACCGGAGAGCAUCGCCAUCUCUGUACAGUAUGUGGAAAGAGCUUCCCUAUACAUCUGCAUCUAAAGCAGCACAUGUGUGUUCGGACUCAAGCAAAUAACAAGCAGCACAUUCAAAAGAACAAACGAGACUUCUAAGAAUUAGAUGAACUGUUAAAGCAGAUUGCAUGGUGAGGAAGAAAGUAAUAAAGAGUAUCCCUGGCAAUGUCUUGAACCCGAAAGAGAAACAUGAACACUGUACCGAUGAAUGUGCUUUGAUCCUCGAACAAAGUGGGGUGUUGUGUGCUGUCCAGAAUCGAGCUGUAGCGUCCAUUAAUGUAGGGAACAAUUACAUUAACAACAGAGUGGAAAUAUUUGUUGUAUAGCGUUUUACUUUGUAAACAUUUAUGACACAGUAACGUCCCAGUGCUCGUAUUUCAUCUUUCUUUGAUAGUCUGAUACCACUGAUUGAUGGCAUCCCUUCAUGCUUUAAAGAUGCUAACCAUGCCCUCCAGUUGUUUAACAGUCCUGACGGCUUUAUCUUUUACCACGGGCAUCUCCUCUCUGUGUUCACAGACGUUUCUCAUGAUGAAGGUUUUGUUGUCCACCGACAGGAGUCCGUCCUGUCCAGGAUCCUCUCUUGAGCACCCGUGUCAGACUGGCAGAACUGGUUCUUACCCUGAAUGCCUUCACAUUUCAAAACUUUUUUUUUUUUUUCACCAAAUAAAUAAAGUUGCAGUUGGUACUCAAAUGGGAUCUCGUUUUGCCAACAUCUUCGUCGGCUGGGUAGAAGAGCAUUUCUUUUCUUCCUACCUAUGCUUUGUACCAGACCUUUACAAACGAUUAGGUUGGUGCUGCCUCUUACUCCUGGAACCAGCUAAAGGAAUUCCUUAAUGAUUGUAUUAGUUUCCAUUCAUCUCUCAGGUUGACAUUUCCACCAUAACUCUGCCAUUUUUAGCUUUCCAGAACUUAAACACCCUGUCUAUUAACAAGCCAACUAACUUGAACAGCUCCAUCCAUCCCUGGCAUACUAAGCACUCACUUGCUCUUUCACAAUUCCUUAGAUGGGGUUAACUUCUGAAAUGAAACACUCCAAAUGUGGAGGCUCUUCAUCGAUAGAUGACAAUCUCAUAUUGAGAGGGGAGCCAAGAGUAGACCUUCUAACAUCUAAGAGGUACCCCACUGAUGAAACCUGCAUCCUGUUGGUCCUCCCAUUCCACCCUAACACUCCCUCUCCCUCACAGGUCUUCAGACAAACUUUCUCAUUUGGCAGACAGAUCCUUCUACAGGAAGGAACUCUCCCUUGCUCUCCACAAACUUCUCAAAUGCAGCUCUCUUGACUUCUGUUCCAGCUCAUAAUGAAGAGAACUGGAGCCGCUGCAUCACUUGCAAAUACGUCGCCAACCAUACCCUUGUAUCUGGUCCUCCUGGUAAAUUUAAUAUUAAACAGUGGGCAUCUUGCCAGUCUAAACAUCUUAUUUACUGCACUCCAUGUAGGACGUGUCCAACCAUCUACAGAGGUGAGACAAGGUGACGGCUAGUUGACCAUUUCAGGGAGCACAUUCAAGCCGUUAAAAUUAAACAUCUCCCAUGCCUUGACCAUAGCCAUGCUGAUUUCUUAGUGUGUUCUUCAGAAGGGCUUCGCUCAUUUUCAGCCCGGGAUCUCGCAUUUUUCAAAGUCUUAAUGAUGGACUAACUUUUCCUUUAUUUUCUCUAAUGUCAGUAUUUUUACUUUAAUCUGCCCUCCUUUCCUUCUUAAAUAAUUUUAUCUGAUCUUUCCAUUUCAGUUACACCACCGCUGAUGUCUGUACAGUCAAGUCAUUGUCUUUUAUGUUCUUUCUUUAAUGUUUGCAAUG